AUGAGAAGGAGGCAGGGAGCUACAGUCCACCUGCUGCUGGUGCUGGUGCUGGUGGUUGGUCUGCUCAAGGACCUGGCUCCAUGUUCAGCAGCAGCGCAGGAGGAGGGGAGGGCAACAAAGUACAUCUGGCUGAUGCAGGGGAAGGAGGAGAUGUCCCUGGACUUCUUGCGGUCGGACCACUCAGACGCCAUCCAGGUUGUGUGGGGGAAGGGGCCGAAGAACCAUAGCAAGGACGCGUACUACCUUCCAGACAGCACCUGCACCGAGGGGAGGAACUUCCUGCUGCAGAUGGCGCUGCUGCGAGAGGAGGAGGAGGGGAUCCGCUACGACUACUUCAUCUACACGGAGGAUGAUGCCGAGCUGGAGGAGAUCUUGGACUUCGGGCACAAUGUGGGAGAUCCGUACAGGACCUUCGAGCGCUACCUCCACAUGUGGGAACCAGCCGUAGCUUUCCCUUUCAACGGCUACGGCAUGCCGGACCCGCCGGAGGAGGUGGUCGCUGCGUGCUGGUGGGACCAUCUCAUGGUCGCGUUCCACCGGGACGCUCUCCCUGCUCUCCUCCCCUACUGGACUGGUUUCGACAAGGAAUCAUGGUGGUUUCCACAGAGAAUCGUCACGGUUCUGUCAGCAGCUUUCUUCCAUGAGAAUAGGAUCCAAGGCAAGCGCCAAGCUCCUCCUCUCCUCUUCUGCUGA
This is a messenger RNA of Guillardia theta CCMP2712, 693 nucleotides long. RefSeq lists its product as hypothetical. The record is from RefSeq and is a predicted model, not a curated record. The coding region runs from base 1 to 693 and encodes 230 amino acids. The transcript has 8 exons. NCBI's taxonomy places the organism in Eukaryota, Cryptophyceae, Pyrenomonadales, Geminigeraceae.